GGGCAGAGGAUUACCCUGAAAUUAAUCUAGGACGGCAAAUCACGCCGUUUGUAAAAUAUGCUGUAAAUUAAUCUCCGCAUCGUCUUCAGAGGAGAAACCACUCGGCGAAGAGUUCCACCACGAAAACCUUCAUGUGCUUCUGGCCACACACACACACACACACACCCGCACACACACACACACAUACAUACAUACACACACACACAGCUUCUAGAUUAGCCAAGCAGAAUAUAAACCAAUUCUACAAAUGUAAUAGGUUUGUGUUCUGGGGGGUCGAGAGGAGGAACGUGGAUCUGUGUUAAACCUAUUAAUGUGUGAGGAGAACGUAUUAAUGUACGAGGAGAACCUGUUAAUGUACGAGGAGAACGUGUUGACGUACGAGGAGAACCUGUUAAUGUACGAGGAGAACGUGUUGACGUACGAGGAGAACGUGUUAACGUACGAGGAGAACCUAUUAAUGUACGAGGAGAACGUGUUGACGUACGAGGAGAACGUGUUAAUGUACGAGGAGAACCUAUUAAUGUACGAGGAGAACGUGUUGACGUACGAGGAGAACCUAUUAAUGUACGAGGAGAACGUGUUGACGUACGAGGAGAACGUGUUAAUGUACGAGGAGAACGUGUUGACGUACGAGUACGAGGAGAACGUGUUGACGAACGAGGAGAACGUGUUGACGUACGAGUACGAGGAGAACGUGUUGACGAACGAGGAGAACGUGUUGACGUACGAGGAGAACGUGUUGACGAACGAGGAGAACGUGUUGACGAACGAGAACGUGUUGACGUACGAGGAGAACGUGUUGACGUACGAGUACGAGGAGAACGUGUUGACGUACGAGGAGAACGUGUUGACGAACGAGAACGUGUUGACGUACGAGGAGAACGUGUUGACGUACGAGGAGAACGUGUUGACGUACGAGGAGAACGUGUUGACGUACGAGGAGAACGUGUUGACGUACGAGGAGAACGCGUUGACAUACGAGGAGAACGUGUUGACGUACGAGGAGAACGUGUACGAGGAGAACGCGUUGACAUACGAGGAGAACGUGUUGACGUACGAGGAGAACGUGUACGAGGAGAACGCGUUGACAUACGAGGAGAACGCGUUGACGUGCAUCGUGGUUAUGAAAUGACCUGCGUGGGCGGGUUAAAGGAGGAAGUCGUGACUGAAGUGUUGUUGUUGUUGUUUACCUCACGACGCCGUAGAGACGCUAGUCGACUGGUUGUUGCCGUUUCGUCCGCUUACAUUUUUGUUAACGUUACUGUUCUUUCAUAUGAAUCUGAUCUUGUACAUUUUUCAUAAUAAAAUGGGUUUCAAGCCUCA
Messenger RNA from Cyclopterus lumpus (lumpfish), 1323 nucleotides. Its product is annotated as ring-infected erythrocyte surface antigen-like. The record is from RefSeq and is a predicted model, not a curated record. The coding region runs from base 311 to 1132 and encodes 273 amino acids. Lineage: Eukaryota; Metazoa; Chordata; Actinopteri; Perciformes; Cyclopteridae. The transcript has 2 exons.